Molecule: messenger RNA, 828 nt
Organism: Lactuca saligna
Lineage: Eukaryota; Viridiplantae; Streptophyta; Magnoliopsida; Asterales; Asteraceae
Source: the annotation of a GenBank genome assembly
AUGGAUACCUCAAUCUUCCAUGAUGAUUAUGAAUGUAGUCAUAGAGUACUCGCUCCACUAUCAUUUUCAAUCAUUUUAGGGCAUGGAAAGAGGAUCGUUAUGAUUUGGGCUUUGACUAAUAUUGCUUCGGGGACAUCUGAACACACAAAAGUGGUGAUUGAUCAUGGUGUUGUUCCAAUAUUUGUGAAGCUUCUUGCAUCUCCAAGUGAUGAUGCUGUAUGGGCUUUAGGAAAUGUUGCUGGUGAUUCCCCUAAAUGUCGUGACCUUGUACUUGCACAAGGUGCUUUGAUUCUUCUACUAUCUCAAUUAAACGAGCAUGAUAAGUUAUCCAUGUUGCGAAAUGCCACAUGGACACUUUCAAAUUUUUGCAGAGGCAAACCACAGCCUUCUUUUAGUCAGACAAAACCUGCACUUCCAGCUUUACAGCAACUUAUUCAUUCAAACGAUGAAGAAUUUUUGACAGAUGCUUGUUGGGCUCUUUCAUAUCUUUCAGAUGGCACAAACUAUAAAAUCCAAGCUGUUAUUGAAGCAAAUGUGGAAAUGGUUGUUAAAAAGAGUAAGCUCAAGCUCAAAAAGCCACAUGAUAAUAACACCUUAGACCCUCCAACAGCGAACUACAUUUUUAAAACCUUGAUUUUAGCCCUUGAAUCUCACGAGGAUUUGUUGCAUCCUCUUCCACCACCUGAGAAAAGAAAGGAUGAUAUACUUAUUUUCUUCAAGCUUUAUGAUCCCGUGAAGGAAGAACUCAGUGUUUAUCUGGUAGUCCUAUGGGCAGUAGCCAUCAUCCAUCCGCCAGUGAUAGCCUAUCCAAACCCCGGCCACCUAUAA